Messenger RNA from Anopheles coluzzii, 2952 nucleotides. RefSeq names its product UTP--glucose-1-phosphate uridylyltransferase (gene UGP). Gene Ontology annotation, biological process: glycogen metabolic process; UDP-alpha-D-glucose metabolic process. Gene Ontology annotation, cellular component: cytoplasm. The transcript has 3 exons. Lineage: Eukaryota; Metazoa; Arthropoda; Insecta; Diptera; Culicidae. The record is from RefSeq and is a predicted model, not a curated record. Gene Ontology annotation, molecular function: UTP:glucose-1-phosphate uridylyltransferase activity. The coding region runs from base 904 to 2550 and encodes 548 amino acids.
GUAAUCGUUGCUCCGUAAUAAGGAAGAUGCUUUACAACCGUCUGUUUUUAUAGCAACGGUGUGAUAAUCUUAUCGUAGUGACAAUAUUUUACCAACUCGAACCACUUUACAGCACCAUAAACAGAAAAGGGCCGUCGUUGUUGGGUCUGAUGAUAUCGAUCCGUGUGGUGGUCAGAAGCAGAACAAAAAACGCGUGACACCGUUUGUCCUUGUCCUUGACUCGGCUCGGAGAAGAGGGAUCAAGUUUUGUCUGCUCUCUGGUGCUGGUGGUAGCCACCGAAAUUCUUAAAACAGGUCUGGCCUGUGCCACACGAAACUGCUCUGUAGAACACAUCAAUCAUUGGCAUGAUUAGACAGAUUGAAUAAUGUUCUAGAUCCACAGACACACAGGCCACUUUCUGUGUGUGGUGAUUGUCCGUCCAGAAUUUUGCAACGUUGUUGGGUUAGGUUAAGAAUGGAAAGGCGAUGUCUCAUCCAGUUUUGGAAGGGGCCCGUUUUUAAAUGAAUGAAGUUUUUUGAGCAUAGAAAAGCACAAGCUAAUUGCGAACAAACAUAAAAAAGAAGGAGGGAGUGGUAUGCUCGGUGUCUAUAAAACCAACCCCGCACGGGCUAUCAUCACGUCAGUGAUCGUUAGAUGAUCGUGAGCACACAGACCCCAGACCGUCGCUGCAUAUCGUUCGUUUGUCUGCGCGCUGUCGGUUGCAUUCGGGUUUUUUUUGAGCACUCAGAAGCAAGAAGUUGAGCACGCUCCGGAACAAUAGCGUGUUGUGCCACGAGUGAGUUCCCACGGGUUUCACAUUCAAGAACGCUGGCGUGUUGUAACCUCUCCGGGCGGAAACGUCGAGAAGUUCAAACGACGACAGAACGGAACCAUCAUCGACCGAGUGGCAGCUGGUAGUGGUGAUGCUGGGGCUACAGAAUUCGUGCAUCGUGCUCAACGCCAAGGCAGUCAACAGUGAUGGCGGUGGUGGCGUGGCCGAUGGGGGAAAAGUGCAUUUUAAAAUGCUCAAUCCAUGUGCCGACAUUGGGCAGCAGCAGGUGCGCGGACACCAGCGCAUACCGUCGGACACGAAAGAGUUCCACGAAGCGACGAAGCGCGAUGCCCUGAUGCGCCUCAAGAAGGACCUGGACCAUCUGCUGGAAACGGUCGAGGAGUCGCGCAAAACCGGCGUGCAGAAGGAGAUGUGCGGAUUCGAGGCCCUGUACCACCGGUUCCUGCAAGAAGAUGGUCCGUCGGUCGAGUGGGAUCGCAUCGAGAAGCUGCCGGAGGAGGCGGUGAAGGACUACUCCACGCUUAAAUUGCCCCAGGAGGCGCACAUUCGCGACAUGCUGGACAAGCUGGUCGUGGUGAAGCUGAACGGUGGUCUCGGCACGUCGAUGGGAUGCCACGGGCCGAAGAGUGUGAUUCCGGUGCGCAACGAUCUCACCUUUCUCGACAUGACCGUGCAGCAGAUCGAGUUUCUGAACAAAAAGUACAACGCCAACGUGCCGCUGGUGCUGAUGAACUCGUUCAACACCGACGUCGACACGGAGAAGGUGAUCCGCAAGUACAAGGGCUUCCAGGUGCAGAUCUACACAUUUAACCAAAGCUGCUAUCCCCGCAUCAGCCGGGACUCGCUGUUGCCGAUUGCGAAGGAUUUUGACAUCGAGAAUGAUAUUGAAGCAUGGUACCCACCCGGUCACGGUGAUUUCUACCAGUCGUUUCAGAACUCGGGGCUGCUGCGAAAGUUCCUCGAGGAGGGGCGCGAGUACUGCUUCCUGUCCAACAUCGACAAUCUGGGCGCAACGGUCGACAUCAAGAUACUGAACCGGCUCAUUGGCGACGACCGGCAGGGCGAUAAGCCGAUCGAGUUCGUGAUGGAGGUGACGGACAAGACGCGUGCCGACGUGAAGGGCGGUACGCUGAUCCACUACGAGAACAAGCUGCGCCUGCUGGAGAUUGCCCAGGUGCCGAAGGAGCACGUGGACGACUUCAAGUCGGUGAAGACGUUCAAGUUCUUCAACACCAACAACAUCUGGGCCCGGCUGGAGUCGAUCGAGCGGGUACUGAACGCCAAGACGAUGAACAUGGAGAUCAUCGUCAACAACAAAACGCUCGACAAUGGCAUUCGCGUGAUCCAGCUCGAGACGGCCGUCGGUGCGGCGAUGAAGUGUUUCGACGGUGGUAUCGGCAUCAAUGUGCCGCGAUCGCGCUUCUUGCCGGUGAAGAAAACGUCCGACCUGCUGCUGGUCAUGUCCAACCUGUACAGCCUGAAGUACGGCUCGCUGGUGAUGUCCCCACAGCGCAUGUUCCCCACCACCCCGCUGGUGAAGCUGGGCGACAAUCAUUUCAGCAAGGUGAAGGAAUUCCUCAGCCGCUUUGCCAAUAUUCCCGACCUGAUCGAGCUGGACCAUCUGACCGUGUCGGGCGACGUGACGUUCGGGCGGGGGGUCUCGUUGCGUGGCACGGUCAUCAUCAUCGCUAACCAUGGCGACCGUAUCGAUAUUCCGGCCGGUGCAAUCCUCGAGAACAAGAUCGUGUCCGGCAACAUGCGCAUUCUGGAUCAUUAAGGAAAGGGAGAGCGAGCGUGAGAGGAGAAGAGGAAAGUGCACAAGCAACAUGGAUAAAAGACAGGCCAGUUGGACGAUACUCAGGAGCGAUACAAGCGCAAAGUGUGUGAAACAUGCGAUAAACAUUAUCUUAAAUCGGUUGGGAAAGCGGUAGAUUGUAGUUCUGGAAGAAAGCAAUACACGUAACACGUUAUGCAAGAAAACAGUUUUCAAAAAGACGGAUACGAAGCUCUCAUGUUGGUUUGGUUGACUAAUGUAGCACAAGUUUUUGAGAGUUGAAAACAGAUGUGGAUGUGUGUGUUUUUGAGGGGUUUAAUUAUCGUUAUCAUGGAGGGAGAGCCUACCCGAGCGGGGGGAGUCUUUUCGUUUAAUGAUUGUUUGAAUAAAAAAAUUACCACACCA